AUGGUGCGCUCGUUUCCUAACAUCGUCAUCACGGGGACCCCCGGUACGGGCAAAUCCACACACUCGUCGUUACUCGCCUCGUCGUACUCUCCGUCCGGCUCGUCCUGCCACCCACUGCGUCAGAUCGACGUUGGAGUGCUCGUGAAAAAGGAAGGCUUCUACACCGAGUAUCUGGAAGAAUGGCAGAGUUACGAAGUGAACGAAGAUCAGCUGCUUGACCACCUGGAGCCGCUCACCGGAACCAAGGCGCCAGAACCAUUGGACGCGGAAGAGUUCGAUCAGGCCGAACUGACGCAGGCAAAGCAACAGGGUGAUGAAGGCGAGGAGAGGGGCGGCUUGGUCUUGGAUUGGCAUACGUGCGAUGUGUGGCCCGAACGAUGGGUCGACUUGGUCGUCGUGUUGCGCUGCGACCAUGGUGUGCUUUGGCAACGUCUGGAAAAGAGAGGUUACCCACUGAAAAAAAUUCAGGAGAAUAACGAGGCCGAAAUCAUGGGCGUGGUCGCCGACGACGCACGCUCCUCCUACCCCGCAGAGGCAAUCGUUGAGCUGCAAAGUCAGGAGUCGGGCGACGUCGAGGAGAACGUCGAGAGAAUCAUUCAGUGGAUUCACGCUUGGAGACAGGCUCGUGGCUUGGAGUAA
Mycosarcoma maydis (corn smut) is the source of this 639-nucleotide messenger RNA. Its product is annotated as nucleoside-triphosphatase. NCBI's taxonomy places the organism in Eukaryota, Fungi, Basidiomycota, Ustilaginomycetes, Ustilaginales. The record is from RefSeq and is a predicted model, not a curated record. The transcript is spliced from 2 exons. The coding region runs from base 1 to 639 and encodes 212 amino acids. Gene Ontology annotation, cellular component: nucleus; cytoplasm. Gene Ontology annotation, molecular function: ATP binding; AMP kinase activity; ATP hydrolysis activity.